Messenger RNA from Plasmodium knowlesi strain H, 1209 nucleotides. RefSeq names its product conserved Plasmodium protein, unknown function. The coding region runs from base 1 to 1209 and encodes 402 amino acids. Gene Ontology annotation, molecular function: translation elongation factor activity. NCBI's taxonomy places the organism in Eukaryota, Apicomplexa, Aconoidasida, Haemosporida, Plasmodiidae. Gene Ontology annotation, biological process: mitochondrial translational elongation. The transcript has a single exon. Gene Ontology annotation, cellular component: mitochondrial matrix. The record is from RefSeq and is a predicted model, not a curated record.
AUGAUGAUGCCUAAGCUUGAAUGCCUAAAGCGCUUCAAAUGCGCGAGAACGAAGGCAUGGUUUAGCACCGUUAAAUCGGGUCUAUCCAGUGAAGAUCUAAAAAAAAUUAAAGACCUCCGAAAAAUUACAAACCUGUCAGUAGGCAUAUGUAAGAAUAUUCUGAACAAGAAUGAGUAUAACAUUGAAAAAAGUGUAGAUUAUAUUUUCCAAAAUUUUAAUAAAAGUUACGAGAAGGAUGCGAAAUUAACAGAAGGGUAUUACUGCUUAUCGUCAAAGGGAAACUCCACAGCGAUAACAGAGCUCAACAGCUACAAUGACUUAGUAUCGGAGAAUAUACAUUUUAAGGAACUGUUAAUUAACUUGUGUAACAAAUUAAUAGGAGAUAAUGUAACUAGAAAAGCAGGACCGUUAAAUUUGGACGAAGAAGUAUUGUCUGAUUAUUUACCCCUAUUUUAUGAUGAAAACAAAAUCAAGGUUGAUAAAAUGCUAAACCGUGUGGAACUUAAAGAUAUUUUUAAGCAUAUAUAUUUUAACAGGACCAUAAGCCAGUUAAUUAACUACACAUCGUACAUUUUAAAUGACCACAUAUUUUUAAGGAAAUAUUUACUCCUUAAUUUAGAUCAUUUGAAAAGUUGCCACCCAAAUGUGUACAUUAUUAAAAAGAGUUAUCAUCAUAAAGAAACCAAAAUUGACAACUUUGUUUUAUGUAAAGGUUUUUCCUUUUCAUUUCUAUUUAUUAAGUCUGAUGAAGCUAUUCCAGAGGCUGCCAAAUUGAUCUUAGAAAAAUUCGCUUCACUUAUAUGCGUAAACAUUCUGAUAUAUAAAUCGAAGCGAUGUUCCAGCGAAAACCAGUUUGACAUUCAUGGCUGUUUUUAUGUCAAUCACCUUGGGCGUUCCGCGAAUGAAUUGAAACAAAAUGGACAUAGGGCUUUAGCGCAAGAGGGGAAUCAAAUGGGCAACACAAGUGGAAAUGCUAUGGAAGGAGGAACAGCCUUUGAAGAGCUUGACGACUUUUUGCAAAAAAAGGUGCAAUCAUUCUGCAUAUUAAGUGAGUACAUAGAAAAAAUGGAUUACAAAGGGUUAGCAAAUAUUUCCAAAGGGGAUGUAACAUUUUCAGAAAUAAUUAAAAUUAUGGAGGACGAAUUCAAGAUAAAAAUUUUUGUGAAAAUUUUGUAUUCUAUGCUUAAUGAGGAUAUGCUCAUUUUAUAA